AUGUCUGCUCAUGGCGACAUUUCGGCCUAUGCCAACCUCUCUCAGGACACCCGGGCUUCGAAGGGACUCGCCGCUUCUCGCUGGGCUACUGGUACCAUCGACGAUCAGAAGCCGAAUCAUCGCUUGGUGACCGUCAAGGCGGCAACCGACAACGCAUCCAUGACGACGACCAACAGCCUCGCAAACUCUCGUUGGGCUCCUGGUGCCAUUGAUGACCAGGAGAUGGCGAACCAGCAGAUGAACAACAUUCAGGCGUCAACCUACAAGGCGCCCAAGCCGACGACCAACGGUCUUGUCAACUCACGAUGGGCCGCAGACGCAGCCGAGCCGUAUCAGUCUCGCAACUACAACAAGGAUACCAAGGCCCAGCAGAAGAAAUACACGAACUCGAUGCUCAAGAAGCCUUUCCGAGACUAUCACGACCACAAGACUACUCCCACUACCAACAUGACAAACGCCAUGCCUCGUCGCAUCAUCGGCCCUCUCUCAGAGGAGGAGAAGACGGUGAAGAUGGAGAACCCCUUCUUCAACCCGGAGAAGCACAAGGGUCUCUCAAGCUCUCGCUGGGCGGACUAG
Messenger RNA from Diaporthe citri, 576 nucleotides. RefSeq lists its product as uncharacterized. Lineage: Eukaryota; Fungi; Ascomycota; Sordariomycetes; Diaporthales; Diaporthaceae. The transcript has a single exon. Bases 1 to 576 code for a protein of 191 amino acids. The record is from RefSeq and is a predicted model, not a curated record.